Argiope bruennichi is the source of this 1212-nucleotide messenger RNA. Its product is annotated as disks large-associated protein 5-like. The transcript has 6 exons. The coding region runs from base 41 to 1000 and encodes 319 amino acids. Lineage: Eukaryota; Metazoa; Arthropoda; Arachnida; Araneae; Araneidae. The record is from RefSeq and is a predicted model, not a curated record. Gene Ontology annotation, molecular function: microtubule binding. Gene Ontology annotation, biological process: kinetochore assembly; mitotic spindle organization; centrosome localization. Gene Ontology annotation, cellular component: cytoplasm; nucleus; spindle pole centrosome.
AGCUAUUUUGUUAUGUUUGAAAAAAUUGGAAUUUGAUAAAAUGGCAGAAGAACUUAGUAUUGUUUAUUUCCGAAACUUGUUGGAAAAAAAUAAAGCAGAACUUAAAAGUUACUGUGAAGAUUGGAAAAAGCGUAGUAAUGACUCGGAUGUUCCAGAAAUAGUCUGUGAUGAAAUUCGUACUACCAUUGGAUUGACAAACCUGCUUUUACAACAAAAAUUAAAACAAUUUGCUGGCCUUAUUGAUGAUUCUGAAUUUAAAAGAGGUGAAAAAGAGAUAACUUGCUUGGAUCUACAAGGCUUUUGGGAUAUGGUUUACAACGAAGUAGAAAAAAUACAGAAAAGAUUCCAGAGCUUGGAAAAAUGCCAACAAAAUAACUGGGUAUUUGUUGAAGAAUCCAUUGCCAAAAAGGAAUUUAAAAAAAAACUACCACUUACAAAUACAGUGAAAAUAGCCACAGACUCUAAGGCACGUGCUUUAGCUGCUCGUCAGCGACUUGCUGAGGCAAAAUUGAAAAUGAAGGCACAGAUGCUAAAGAAAUCUGAAGAUUCAACAAAUCUACAAAUUUUGAGUUCACUGAAAGAAAAUGUACCUCAACAAAAAGUUGAAGAGGAUCAGAAAGUUGAAGAAAUUUCAGAAACUUCCGCAGAAUCUAAUAUUGUUGUUCAGGAUAGAUCUCCACUAAAACGUACAUUGAAAAAUAUAAGGAACUUACACUUAUCUGAACAAGAUGAUUUAUCUAUUAAAUCUGAAAUACCAUCUAAAAAAUUGGCCUCCAGAGAAAUGAUUAAAGGGCGUAGUAAAAAACAAAAGUCUUCAGAAAAGGAAAACCUUGUCAAAAAUAAGGAAGAUUGCAUUGCCCCAAAGAUGCAGAAAAGUUCAGAUGAAAGACCUCUUGAUAUUAAUUUGCAAAGUAAAAAGGGAAACAAAAAAGAAGUUAUUCCUCUUCAGUGUGUUACAAGAUCUGCCAAAAGAGCUAUGUUGGCCAACAAAAUGCAAUAAAGAACUAAGUGUCAGUGCCAAAUUCAAUUAUCAUUUUCAAGUACAAAUUGCUGAAAUUUAUGAAUAUCUUUUUAUCUUGCUUUGUACACUCAUAAGCCAUUUUUAGACUGUUUUUGUAUGAUAUUACUAAAUAUUUUUUAUGAGGUAAUAUAUAUUAACAUGUACUCUUUGUGUGGUUAUUUUUAUAAUAUAUAUAUAAAUGAUAAUAAAAU